AUGUCCUGCUCCAGCCUGUGUGCCCCUUCCUGUGGGGUGGCCGCCCCAUGCCCAGUGGCUGACACCACCAACGAGCCCUGCGUGCGCCAGUGCCAGAGUUCCACAGUGGUGAUCCAGCCCCCAGCCACGGUGGUCACCUUCCCUGGACCCAUCCUCAGCUCCUUCCCACAGCACAGUGCUGUGGGCUCAGCUGGAGUCCCUGCUGUUGCUGGGGGCUACGGUGGCAGUUAUGGUGGCUAUGGUGGGUUCGGAGGCUAUGGUGGCUAUGGAGGCCUUGGUGGCUAUGGUGGCUACGGAGGCUUUGGAGGCUGUGGAUAUGGAGGCUGGGGCCGAGGCCUCCUGUCCUUUGGUUCCGGCUGUGGGAGCUGCUAA
Molecule: messenger RNA, 372 nt
Organism: Melopsittacus undulatus (budgerigar)
Lineage: Eukaryota; Metazoa; Chordata; Aves; Psittaciformes; Psittaculidae
Product: claw keratin-like
Exons: 1
Coding region: 1-372 (123 amino acids)
Cellular component (GO): intermediate filament
Molecular function (GO): structural constituent of cytoskeleton
Source: RefSeq, a predicted model, not a curated record